Messenger RNA from Tachysurus fulvidraco (yellow catfish), 2295 nucleotides. RefSeq names its product HtrA serine peptidase 3b (gene htra3b). The transcript is spliced from 9 exons. Gene Ontology annotation, biological process: proteolysis. Gene Ontology annotation, molecular function: protein binding; serine-type endopeptidase activity. Bases 299 to 1708 code for a protein of 469 amino acids. Lineage: Eukaryota; Metazoa; Chordata; Actinopteri; Siluriformes; Bagridae. The record is from RefSeq and is a predicted model, not a curated record. Gene Ontology annotation, cellular component: extracellular region.
CUUUCAGACAGACCGGCCGGACCGUCUGUUUACUCCGCACAGCACACGUCCUAAACUUGGAUCUAAGCUUUAAUUAAUGCAAAGUAAAAAUUUGCACUUAUUCGAUCAAACAUUGUAUUAUUUUUUGCAUUGCAUUUUUGUGCAAGAAGAAACGCUUGUGGAGACAAGAAUCAUCUAUGGACACUAAUGAAGACUUCUGUCAUUAGACUAUGAUCUCAGUCUAAACAUUUUUGCUGUAGUUUUCUUUUUGCUCUUCUUUUCUUUCACUGGUUUCCUACCUCCUUCGUUACAUGAAACAAUGCGUGUGAUUGUAUUAUCUGCCGUUAUUUUGUUCUACAUCAGAUCCGUGGUCUGUGCUGAGCCCAAAUCUAAAGCCUGCUCUGCACGCUGUGAUGUGAGCGCGUGCCCGAGCCCGAGCUGCCCGAGCGGUUACGUGCCGGACCGCUGCGGAUGCUGUCUUGUGUGCGCGGGUGCCGAGGGUGAAUCGUGCGGCCGCGCGCACGACCUGCCUUGUGGAGACGGGCUAGAGUGCAAACAUCCAGCAGGGAAACGGCUCUCUAAAGGUGUGUGUCAGUGCCGCUACGGAGCCAAGGUGUGCGCCAGCGACGGCAACACGUACGCUAACGUGUGCCAGCUUAAAGCCGCGAGCCGCAAAGCACAGCAGCAAGGCCUGCCGGGAUUGAGCUCUGUGCACAAGGGCUCGUGCGAUAGUGGCCGAGGUCCCACACACCCCAACAGCCCAAGGUAUAAAUUCAACUUCAUUGCUGAUGUGGUGGAAAAGAUCGCUCCAGCUGUGGUUCAUGUGGAACUCUUUCUAAGCCACCCGCUGUUUGGCCGGACUGUACCUCUGUCAAGUGGCUCAGGCUUCGUGAUUUCAGAGACUGGCCUGAUUGUAACUAAUGCUCAUGUCGUGUCCACCACAACGCCUGUGUCAGGACAUCAACAGCUUAAAGUACAGAUGCACAAUGGAGAUGUACAUGAUGCUACAAUUAAAGACAUUGACAAAAAGUCUGACAUCGCCACCAUCAAAAUCAAUUCACAGAAAAAACUGUCAGUCUUGUUGCUUGGUCACUCGGCAGACUUGCGGCCUGGGGAGUUUGUGGUUGCCAUUGGGAGUCCGUUUGCUUUGCAGAAUACGGUGACCACAGGAAUUGUCAGCACGGCUCAAAGAGAUGGCAAAGAACUGGGUAUCCGGGACUCUGACAUGGACUACAUCCAGACUGAUGCAAUUAUAAAUUAUGGGAAUUCAGGCGGCCCCCUUGUCAACCUCGAUGGGGAAGUGAUUGGAAUCAACACCCUCAAGGUAGCAGCGGGGAUCUCCUUCGCCAUUCCUUCAGACAGAAUAACGCUCUUCCUCAAUGACUCCAUGGGGAAGCAAAGCAAAGAACUGAGAUCAGUAAAGAAGCGUUUCAUUGGAAUCCGCAUGCUCACUAUAACUGAAGCUCUUGUAGACGAGCUGAAACAGCUAAACCCAGACUUCCCUGAUGUUAUCAGUGGAAUCUACAUCCAUGAGGUGGUUCCUCACUCUCCUGCACAAAAAGGGGGAAUAAAGGAUGGCGACAUAAUUGUAAAGCUGAACGGCCGGCCGUUAACCAGCACCAGUGAACUGAAGGAGGCAUUGAUGGAGGACACAGCUCUGCUGCUGGAAGUCCGGCGAGGCAACGAUGAUCUGCUUUUCAACAUCGAGCCUGAUGUUAUUAUGCAGUGACACAUGUAAGCACCUUACCAUUUGCUCUGGUAAUGCAGGGACAAACAGGAGAACAUGGUUGGCACACCAGCAGCCACAAGCAACAGCCAAAGCCUUUAACACCAUGAGCCUUAAAAAACACAACUGAGUAAGAUUUUCCCUGCUGUGUUUUUUUGCCAAAAUACUGUACAUAUAUAUGGUUGGGGAUUAAACAUCUUGUAUUAUUUAGUUUCUGGUGAAUAAGGAAAUGUAUAGUACUGUACUUUUUUUUUUUUUAAGACAAUGCUGAUGAUAUUAAAAAACAGCUAGAUUUGUGCCUGAGACCAUUCCAUAUGCCAGGGUGAAACAGAGUGAGUGAUGUACCUGGUACCUGUAGACAUCACAGUUAAAUAUAAAAAUGAAAUGAAAUGGAAUGCAUUAGCGAAAUGUUGUAUAAAAUGUGACAUUUUAUUGCUGUUCACUUUAUAACUGUUUUUUGAUGAUUGAUAUCUACUUUUGUAGCAACUGUAAGCAAUUUUCUGUUUAAGUCUGUUUAAGUCAAAAUGUUUACAAUUGUGUCUGCUGGUUCAUACCAAUAAAGGCAUAAAUUCUGAACAUCAUGUCUGCCA